AUGCUGUCCGUCCUCUGCCGCUUCUCCUCAGGGCAUGGCCUGCCCUACUUCCAGGACUGGGAGGGAGAGAGCUCCCUCCUGUUUCAGCAGCAAAGGAGAAGAGAGUUGGUUGAGACAGGCCUGGCUCGGAGGCUCCAGAACGCAAACAAAAUGAAACUGGAAAUGACAUUUGAGAUGCAGCUGCAACCGGAUCUGGUCCAAGGGAAGGAGGCCACGGAUGUCAGAGAAGUGGGUUCCACGGUCCAUUCCCCUGGCGGAGGCCCUGCUAGCUUCCCUUUGGGACCCAUGUGUCAGUUCUGA
Molecule: messenger RNA, 300 nt
Organism: Pipistrellus nathusii (Nathusius's pipistrelle)
Lineage: Eukaryota; Metazoa; Chordata; Mammalia; Chiroptera; Vespertilionidae
Source: the annotation of a GenBank genome assembly